Anolis carolinensis (green anole) is the source of this 13967-nucleotide messenger RNA. RefSeq names its product basonuclin zinc finger protein 2 (gene bnc2). Bases 7743 to 10715 code for a protein of 990 amino acids. NCBI's taxonomy places the organism in Eukaryota, Metazoa, Chordata, Lepidosauria, Squamata, Anolidae. The transcript has 5 exons. The record is from RefSeq and is a predicted model, not a curated record. Gene Ontology annotation, biological process: regulation of DNA-templated transcription. Gene Ontology annotation, cellular component: nucleus.
CAAUGUCUCCUUAUUAUCCAACAUAUUCGCUUAUCCAACAUUCUACCAGCCCGUUUAUGUUGGAUAAGUGAGACUCUACUGUACUGUAUUUACAAAUUUACCACUAAAAUAUCACAGUGAAUUUAAAACACCGACUACAAAAACAUUGAUUAUGAAAAGGCAGACUGCGUUGGAUAAUCCAGAACAUUGUAUAAGCAAAUGUUGGAUAAGUGAGAUUCUACUUUGAUAUGAAAUAAUUUCUGGGAUAGAAUAAUGCAGAACAAUAUAAUCUCUAAAACCAGGACAGUAAAUAAAGAAAUAAAGAAAGUAAAUAAAGCAGUGAAAUUGGAAAUUCCACAAAGGAAACAAUCAGGGCCAGCUAACACCUCCCAAGAAAGGAUUCUUCCAGAAAGGAAGCUGAGAAGGCAGUGAAGCACUGUGUAUUACCAAAGUCAUUAUUAUUAUUAUCAUCAUCAUCAUCAUCAUCAUUAUUAUUAUUAUUAUUGUGUUGCGGUCAACCGUGAAAAUGAAUACAAUCUGGCUCCAAAUAUUCAAACACACUAAAAUCAGAAUAUAUAAAAAUUAAUGUGGUAUAAUAAAACAGAACAAUACAAUCUCUAAAAUCAGAACACUAAAUAGAGAACAACACUCUGAAAACAGGGGAAUUCCACACAGGAAACAAUCAGGGCCAGCUAACACCUCCCAAUAAAGUAUUCCCAUCAUCAAAGACUGGCAAAUCCUGUUUUCUUAGAGCCACAGACAUUAGAAGCGCAUAAAAUAUCGCAAACAACACCACUCUGAAAACAAGGGAAUUCCAGACAGGAAACAAUCAGGGCCAGCUAACACCUCCCAACAAAAAAAUCACUCAGAGGAAACAGCCAGGCUUUAAAGCUGCAAGGCCAUUACAUCCUAAUCAUUUUUCCUAAUUGCAGCAUUCAUACUUGCCUCCAAGAGACAAAAAAAACAAAAAAACAAUCAGAAAUAUUGUAUAUUCACAACUUUUAGGAAAUAAUAUCCCCUGAUGGCGCAGCGUGUUAAAGCGCUGAGCUGCUGAACCUCUGGACCGAAAGGCCGUAGGUUUGAAUUGGGGGAGCAGAGAGAGCCCCCAUUGUUAGCCCCAGCUUCUGCCAACCCAGAAGUUCAAAAACAUGCAAAUGUGAGUGCAUCAAUAGGCACUGCUCCGGUGGGAAGGUAACGCCGCUCCAUGCAGUCAUCCCACAUGACCUUGGAGGAGUCUACGGAGAACGCCGGCUCUUCGGCUUAGAAAUGGAGAUGAGCACCAACCCCCAGAAUCAGACAUGACUGGACUUAACGUCAGGGGAAAAUGUUUACCCUUUACCUUAACUACCACCAAUUCCUCAAUACUUUAUUUCCCAUACCACCAUAUUUCGCCACAGCAACGCGUGGCCGGGCACAGCUAGUUUUGUAUAAUGUAUUAUGUGAGAAAACUGGUUUUAUUUUCUUAGGAAUAAAUAGUAAUGUAUAUUAGGGAGCACUGGUUACCUGUCUUUUCUCAAACAUAAGCAAAAAAGCCUGAUGUAUAUGCAACAAGAGGCAGCUAUUAGAUGAUUAAGAUUGCAUAUGAAAGCACAUGGGAAGAAAGUCAGUGUGAAUAUGCUAGUGAUCCUUUGGUAAAUAAUUAUGUGGAGGAGAGUCUGUAGAAUUAGUGUGGUCUGGUUGAGGUGAAGGGAUUAAACAACUUCAUUUCUUAAGUGUGCUUAAUGAGCUAAUUGAGACCAACAUUGAGACCAAAAAAAUUAAAACUGACAGAAGGCAAUGUACAUGGUUUUCAUGAACCAGUUAUUUUGUUCAAUGAAAUUUGCUAAAGGCAGCCUCUGUAUUGCUGCUGUGAGCAAUUAAAGAUAGAUUGAAUAUACCUCCUAAUAUUAAAUAUGAGAUGUCAUGUGACUAUAUGUUUAUAUUUUUCUGCUUCUUUAUGGUUGCAGAUAUGUAUCUAAGGCACUUCAGGCUCAUAUAACUGUUGAUACACACUUAUUUUGGGAACUGUGGGCAGUGAAAUUUGUAUAAAUGACCGUAGUCUAUCUGGUAAUACUUGAGAUGUGAGCCAGCAUCUUGUUAGUGACACAUGCAAGCGUAAGUUUACCUUAUAUGUAGGUCUUUCUUUGGUUGUUGUAGAUAUUAGCUUUUUCUUGUAUCCUCUCAAAGUCUUCCAUCAGAGGACUUGUAGUUUGCUCCCUGAAAGUCAUUCUGUGGCUUGUGGAAAGUGUGGGGGAUUAGAAAAAGAUGGUUAUGUCCCAUAGCCAGAAGCAGAUGGAGGACAGAAAGCACCAUGACUCCAGUGUAUCUUGGAGGAAAUAUGUGCUAUGAUGAGUGUGCAAGAUGUGAGAUAGGGAUUAAUUAACAAAAGCACUUAAGAGCCGAGAGGGAACACAUGACAAUUUUCUGAGUGUGAUCCUUUUGAGACUAAAGACCUUAUUCAAUUCCUCCCAAAGGCCUAUGCCUGCAGCACCUACCAAGAUAAAUCCCAUAGUAAGAUUUGGAUGGGUAUUCCACUCUAUUGCUAAGAAAGACUAGUUUGUAGUCUGAGUAAGUUUGGAGAUAAUCAGGAAUAAAGAGUUUAAGGAAAGGAAUGCAAACUAGUGGGAAGGGCUAACAAAGGGAGAUAAAGACAGAAAAAAACCUUAUAAAUUAAUCAGAAUAAUUUAAAACCAUUAAAAUAUGUGUGUUGCAGGUUCAGUAAGACUGUACGAUCACAAAAGCAAACUCCCCAAAAGCCCAUUAAAAGGGUUGAUAAACCAUCAUAUCAGAAAUAGUCCAAAAUCAAAAUUUAUCCAUAUUGGUGGAUGAGAUCGUGACAUCUUUGCUUUCUGAUGGUUCAGUGUACAUAUCUUUGUUUCAUGCACAGAAUUUAUAUGUCUUUUGGCAGCCAAUGGUAAUCACAGAACUCUUCUGCAACACCACUUCUUAAAUGAGUUGAUUUUCUUCCUGUCAGUGUUGCACUAAUUUCUAAUUGCCAAUUAAUCGGGGAAUAGAAAUCAGUUUCAACAUUUCUCACAGUUGUCCCCUCCCCUGGAAGGGCCACCUAGUGAAGUUACUUGUACACUAUGGGAAAUAAGAUUUUAAUUUUUUACAGAGUGGCUAAUCCACACUAAAAUAAAAGGGAUGUUACUACUGAUAUAGUCUCUUCACUUGAUUUCAAUGUGAAUUGUAUUGUUACUUUUUACUGGAUUGGAUCUAAUAUGUCUCACCUCAUUUACAAGUGCAGGAGUGAUUUUUAGGUUUAAAUUAUAAUUUGUGUCUGAUACAAAAGUUUAGGGAAAGAAAAAAUAAGUCUCAUUAGGGAAACUUGAUUUUUAGGGAUUUGGAUUAUUUACACAACAGUCCUCCUUGAAGAAGUCUAAAAAUAAAUUAGCUGACAGAAGUGUGGCUUUGUAGUAUCAAGUAACAGUCCAUAGACAAAAUUUAAUUGAAAUAAUCACUGAGAUAUAUACUGCGUAUAUGAUACACCAGCUGCCCAUUGACUGGUUAAAUUGGCCAUAAGUUUGACAUCUGAAUUAAUAUCAGAAAAAGUAAAAGAUAUUGAAUAUACUACUUUCACAAGAGGUCUUCCACAGUGUUAAAUCUUGUCCUUAACACUUAAUGGUUUCUUGGCAUCCUCUCAUAUUAUUUCAUCAUGUCCAAGAGGUCAAGGGGAGAUAAGUCCAGCACAGACCUGAUAUGGCAAAAUCAAUCCAUCCUGAAAAGCUGGUUCAAAUUGAAAUAAUCAAAGUCAAUCAGUGAAAGUGGCUAUUAAAGUAACUUUACAAAUCCAUUCUGUCAGAUAUCUUCAUUACACCAGCUCCAGGUAAAACAGGACUUCUCCGUUCUGCCAUUUGUCAACUGAAGGUCUACUUCUGCACACAAGCUUUAUUCAAGCAGCAUAAAUUUACCCUUGUUCUCCAACAAGCCCCCAAGGGAGACUUACAAUAAAUUGAAAUUACAGAGUAACAAAAUAAUUAAAACAAUGAUAGUGAGGCACAACAAUAUCAUAGAAUAUUCACCAACAGUUUUCAGAUUAGGAACAAGCAUCAAGUGUAAUUUCAAUGUAUAGAAGGUGAACAAGCCUGAGACUAGAAUCUUUGUCUGAUGCCCAAAAUAAUACCAAGAUGGUGCCAGCUGAGCUUUCCUGAAAUGCAUUUUAACAGGCUGAUGCCAUAUACCCAAUCUCAGGACAAAUAAAAAUGCCCUAAGAUGUUCGUGAAUGGCCAUUCAAAUGAUGAUGUACCAAUUUGUGAGUACAAAGUGACCAGCAUGAAUGAGGUAGAAAAUAAACUGGAUGCUAAUAUAGUUGAUCAAGCACAUGUAUUUUGUAGUUUUUUAAAUAUUUUCAAUGGCAGCUCCACUUACAACAUAUUGGAUGCCUGUAAUCUGUUUUUGAAAGUAAUGCUAGUGAUGGGGUCAAGGAUGAAGAAGAGAGUGGGUUUCUUCUAUAAAGAGGUUAGCAACCAACUACAGCAAUUAUAUAAUUGGUGUAUAUUUUUUUCUUCAGAUGCCUGUAACUUCUUGUUAGAUACAAGAUAAUCAGGGCAGGACAUAGGGUGCAUAUUUCUCUGGGCAAGAAUAGCUUUUAGAGUAUUCCCCCCCCACACACACACACAAUUUUCAAGGUUUUAACAUUUAUUUUGCAGUGGGUAUCUAAAUAUGUGAACAUGAAGUUAGUAUUUAAACAGGAAAGUAUCUGGCAGGAAAGAAGACUAAAGAUACUUAACUGGUUCUAUCCUUGACCAUCUUCUCUGUAAUGCUGGCCCUGAAAUCAUAGGAUGCAUCUGUAUUGUAGAAUUAAUGCAGUUUGACACCACUUUAACUGCCAUUCCUCAAAGCUAUGCAAUCCUGGUUUGGUGAGGCACCAGCAGUUUUUGGUAGAGAAGACCAAAUAUCUUGUAAAACUAUACCUCCCAUGAUUACAUAGCAUUGAUCCAUGACAGUUCAAGUAGUUUCAAACAGCAUUAAUUCUAGAUGCACCCAUAGUGCUGUUUGCUUUAAAUCUUUUACUAAGACAUAUCUGUACUAACACUAUGCAGCUUGGAAUCAGUUUGGGAGGAACCAGUUGUGUUGAUCGGGUGAUUAGAUUGACAGGGCUGGAACAUUAACCAUAGACCCUGGCCUCAAAUCAUUAUGCAGGGUUUCCCCUCAUUUCUGGAAGAUAUAUGUGCCUGUAUUCCAGAGGCAUAGUAUGCAAAAAAAGGGAAAGUGACAGGUUAGAGUGGUAGCAAUCAUUUACCCCUCUUAGGGGGCCAAUUAACCCCCUCCUGUCCAGCCAUGCCCUUGGGGUUCUAGAGUCUUUAAUGCAUUUCAGCAGGGGCAGUUGUCUACAAUGUGGUUUGCAUUUUGCAGAACCAAUUUUGCCCUCCAUCUAGAAUACACUGGCUUCUGUUACAAUGCAAUAUUAGGCUGAAUUCAGAAUUUCCCGUGACCUUUAUAAAAUGUACUGUAUACCUUUAAAUGUGCGCUGCAAUAAGUAUUAGUGGCAUGCAUUUUGUGGCCGGUAUGGUUUUGAAUCAUCUUGAAGUUGUGUUAUAGUGACAGUGUAGAUGAGGCCUUUGGUAUUCUUGUGUUGUAUAAUCAGCAUGCCAUUCCAGUUGCAGUGGCUUGUGCUCUGAAUUACACUAGAGUCUCACUUAUCCAAGCUUCACUUAUCCAAGCUUCUGGAUUAUCCAAGCCAUUUUUGUAGCCAAUGUUUUCAAUAUAUCGUGAUAUUUUGGUGCUAAAUUCUAAAUACAGUAAUUACAACAUAACAUUACUACAUAUUGAACUACUUUUUCUGUCAAAUUUGUUGUAUAACAUGAUGUUUUGGUGCUUAAUUUGUAAAAUCAUAACCUAAUUUGAUGUUUAAUAGGCUUUUUCUUAAUCUCUCCUUAUUAUCCAAGAUAUUCGCUUAUCCAAGCUUCUGCUGGCCCAUUUAGCUUGGAUAAGCGAGACUCUACUGUAUAUGGAAUCCCUGUACUGAUCUCUGAUUGUAGUCCAAAGAGGCAUCCAGCACUGACACAGAAGGAAGAAGGAUGCUCACCCACCAUGUGGAAACUCACAAGCCAUUUCUGACCUAUGACAACCUUUUUCACAGGGCAAGAUUUGUUCAGAAGUGGUUUUCCAUUGAUUUCAUCUGAGGUUGGGAGAGUGUGACUUGCCCAAGGCCAUCCAGUGGGUUUCAUGGCUAAGUGGAGAGUUGAACCCUGGUUUCCAGAGUUGCCAUCCAAGGCUCAAACCACGAUACCAUGUUGGCACUUCAUUUUCUGCUUUAUGUAACUUUAAGACAAAAUGAACACCUUCAGUUUUAAAAUAAUAUAAAUCCUAGCAAUGAAGUUAGAGGUAGAACCGAAACAAUGAACUCUUUAUUAUUAUUGUCAAAUUUGUCUGUAGUAUUUUAAAGGAAAUGUUUGUUCAGAGGUCUAAAGAAAAAGGAAAAGUACACAUGUGUGUAGCUUAAGCGAUUGAGUAGGUGCAAAACUACUCACUUCCUGGUGCUACUGCUGUGUUUCCUCUUUGUAGCAGAAUGAUAUUGACAGACUUACCCAAAAGGUUAAGAGACCUUCACUUUCCCAUCAGUUUUUCCUAACAUUCAUGAAACACGCCUCUGUAUUCCCCUUUAAAAAUACAUAUUAAUUACAGACACAAUAACAAAAAAAGGUCAAUCAUGCCAGAGUAUAAAUGUGGUCUCUGACUUGUAGCCCCAUCAGCACUGCUUUGCUUAUUUCACAUAAAGAAACAAAACAACAGCAACAGAAAAAGUUAAAUUCAUAGGGUGUGCAAUUAAAUGUAUUUCAUUACUAUGAAAUGAGCAGGAUGGAAAUGUUUUUAAGUAUCUGCUGGAUUGUGGCCAUUGCAUAUCAUAACAGCAGCAGUUCUAGUAAAGCCAUGGCUUCUGGCAAAGGAUCGAAGUGGUUCCUAAGUCAAAAAGCAGCAAUGUAGGGAGCUGGUCUCUCCUGCUGAGCCUUACAGCUCUGCAAAAAAAGUCCAGGAGGUGACACAAGUCUAUGGGAAACAGAUUGGCUAGGAGCCGCGGUUAAAAGCGGAGUGUUGCUGGCCCAAGUCGAGGAAGCAGAGGUGGCCUUUCUGUGCUCUGUGUGUGGGUCUGUGUACUCCUUUCCCGUCAAAGCCGGGCCAGCCGGGCCAAAAAGAGUUUUUAUUUUAAAAAAGCUAGUGGUUCCUUGGCAAGGCUUAAUGGCAGGAUGAUGUAGUCUGUUGUGACUAGUGCAUUCCUUUCAGGUUAAACUAGGGAAAUGGCAUUGUGUAAAAUUCCAAGUCGCAUGAAUGUUUUAUUGCCACAGGAGCAUUGAGGUCUCGAGGGGAGUGUGUCUCUGUGUGUGUGUGUGUGUGUGUGUUCAGAGCUGGGGAGCGGUGGGGGGAAAGAGAGGCAGGGAGUGUGACUUAGAGACGGGGGAACUAUCAGAUGAACACUUCCCUUGGAAAAUGUUAUCCAGUGGUGUGUGAAGCUGACUGGUUGCGAUAGUCACUUAGAAGGGUUUCGCUUUUCCCCCCGGCUGUGGCUGUUUAAAAUCUCUCUGUCCAGACAAUUAACAGCUGAAGAAAAUAUGACAAGACACACGCAGUGAGGUUGGGAGAUAGAGAGAAGGAAUGCGCCAGAAGAGAGCUGAAUUGCCUUCUUGUAUAUAAACUGGCAGAUCUCUUUUCCUCCUCACCCUCCCUGCUUGCUAUGACCCACUCCCAGAGCUGUGUUCCCCCCCCCUUCGUUCCCCCCCCCCUCUGCUGAAGGCCAGGACCGAUCUGUUAACUGUACACCACUGACUGGGAGGCCAAAGCUGCUCAUGGCCAUUCGCUGUACAUUGGUAAAUUGCACAUGUGAAUGUUUCCAACCAGGGAAGAUAAACCUGAGAACCUGCGAUCAGUGUAAACAUGGCUGGGUGGCACAUGCUUUGGACAAACUUAGCACUCAGCAUCUCUACCAUCCAACACAAGUGGAGAUUGUACAAUCCAAUGUUGUGUUUGACAUCAGCAGCUUGAUGCUCUAUGGUACCCAGGCUGUACCGGUGAGACUGAAGAUAUUGCUAGAUCGUCUCUUCAGUGUGUUGAAACAGGAAGAAGUACUGCACAUCCUGCAUGGUUUGGGCUGGACGCUUCGGGACUAUGUACGGGGCUACAUCCUUCAGGAUGCUGCAGGCAAAGUGCUGGACCGCUGGGCCAUCAUGUCCAGGGAAGAAGAGAUUAUUACCCUUCAGCAGUUUCUGAGGUUCGGAGAAACUAAAUCCAUUGUGGAGCUGAUGGCAAUUCAAGAAAAAGAAGGGCAGGCAGUGGCUGUACCAUCUUCAAAGGCAGACUCAGAUAUAAGGACUUUUAUUGAAAGCAAUAAUCGAACCAGGAGCCCAAGUCUCCUUUCUCACCUGGAGAACAGCAACCCUUCCAGCAUUCAUCAUUUUGAAAACAUCCCCAACAGUUUAGCAUUCCUGCUUCCAUUUCAGUACAUAAAUCCAGUCUCUGCUCCUCUGCUGGGUUUGCCUCCAAAUGGUCUCCUCCUUGAACAGCCAUCGCUGAGAUUGCGUGAACCAAGCCUUUCAGGCCAGAAUGAAUAUAAUGAAAGCAGUGAAUCUGAAGUUUCUCCAGCACCUUUCAAGAAUGAGCAGACAUCCAGUAGAAAUGCCUUGACCAGCAUCACAAAUGUAGAACCCAAAUCUGAGCCAUCUUCUGUGUCCCCAGUCCAGACAUCCACACCUGUCAACGAUCUAUCCAAACCCGAACAUACAAAAAGCUCCUUUCGAAUACACAGAAUGAGGAGAAUGGGAUCAGCAUCCCGAAAAGGGAGAGUGUUUUGCAAUGCGUGUGGCAAAACCUUUUAUGACAAGGGAACCCUCAAAAUUCACUACAAUGCAGUCCAUCUUAAGAUUAAACAUAGGUGCACAAUUGAAGGUUGUAAUAUGGUAUUCAGCUCACUCAGAAGUCGCAACCGCCACAGUGCGAACCCCAAUCCCCGCCUUCAUAUGCCCAUGCUAAGGAACAAUCGAGACAAGGAUCUGAUCCGUGCUACAUCAGGUGCUGCUACCCCUGUCAUAGCAAGUACAAAGUCCAAUUUAACAUUAACAAGUCCUGGACGGCCUCCAAUGGGUUUUACCACUCCCCCACUAGAUCCUGUGUUACAAAAUCCUCUACCUAGCCAACUUGUGUUUCCAGCUUUAAAGACUGUACAACCUGUUCCUCCUUUCUACAGAAAUCUUCUUACCCCUGGAGAGAUGGUGAGUCCUCCAACCUCAUUACCUACUAGUCCUUUAAUGCCAGCAGCUGGUACAAUUGAGCAGCCUCCAAUUCCUCCAUCAGAAUCAACAUUAUCUGCAUUAGGGAUGCCUGGCCAAGAGGCAAAUGCUGAACUUGCCCCAAAGAAAAAGCCAAGGAAGUCGAGUAUGCCUGUGAAAAUAGAGAAAGAGGUUAUUGACACUGCUGAUGAGUUUGAUGAUGAAGAGGAUGAGGUGAAUGAUAACAGAAGUGUGGCUAAUGAUGGUGGGCAUGACAAUCACUGCCAUUCUCAGGAAGAGAUGAGCCCUGGGUUGUCUGUGAAAGAUUUUUCAAAAAAUGGAAGAAACAGGUACAUCUCAAGAACAGAAAUAAGAAGAGCAGAUAGUAUGACAUCAGAAGACCAAGAGCAUGAGAGAGACUAUGAAAAUGAGUCCGAAUCCUCAGAACCAAAACUAUGUGAGGAAUCCAUGGAAGGAGAUGAACAUAUGAUGCAUGAAAGAAAUAACAAGCCCAUGAUGAACCACGACAGAGCAGAUGAAAACCACCAUGAUACUUCCCAUCACGAUGACAUUAAAGUGAAGGAAGAAUUUACAGACCCUACGUAUGAGAUGUUUUACAUGAGCCAAUAUGGACUUUACAAUGGAGGCAGUGCCAGCAUGGCUGCUCUUCAUGAAAGCUUUACUUCCACUUUCAACUAUAACAGCCCCCAGAAAUUCUCCCCUGAGGGUGAUUUGUGCUCCAGCCCAGAUCCCAAGAUCUGCUAUGUGUGUAAAAAGAGUUUCAAGAGUUCUUACAGCGUGAAGCUCCACUACAGGAAUGUUCAUUUAAAAGAGAUGCAUGUCUGCACAGUGGCUGGCUGCAAUGCUGCUUUUCCCUCACGAAGAAGCAGAGACAGACAUAGUGCUAACAUAAACCUGCACCGUAAACUGUUGACCAAAGAACUGGAUGACAUGGGACUCGAUACUUCUCAGCCCUCACUUAGCAAGGACCUCCGGGAUGAAUUUUUGAUGAAGAUAUAUGGGGCCCCACAUCAAAUGGGGUUUGAUAUAAGGGAAGAUACAUCCUCCCCAGCAGGUACUGAGGACUCCCACCUGAAUGGGUAUGGAAGGGGCAUGUCAGAAGAAUAUAUGGUGCUAGAUCUGAGCACCACCUCCAGCAUCCAGUCUAGCAGUAGCAUCCAUUCCUCCAGAGAGUCUGAUGCAGGGAGCGACGAGGGGAUUCUCCUCGAUGAUGUUGAUGGGGCAAGUGACAGUGGAGAAUCGUCCCACAAAGCUGAUGCUCCAGCUUUAGGGGUUGGCAUGGGUUCUGAAGUUCCAGGAUCUCUCAUGUUUAGCAGCGUUUCCAUGAACAACGGGGGGAUCAUGUGUAACAUUUGCCACAAAAUGUACAGCAACAAGGGAACUCUCAGGGUGCAUUACAAGACUGUGCACUUGCGAGAAAUGCACAAGUGCAAAAUCCCUGGAUGCAACAUGAUGUUUUCCUCUGUUCGUAGCCGGAACCGGCACAGUCAGAACCCUAACCUGCAUAAAAACAUUCCAUUUACUUCACUAGAUUAGUUCAAAGAUGGACCCGGUAAAUGCCAGCUCUCAAGGAGAGCCUGGUUUCUUUGAACAGCCAUUUACAGACUCUUCUAUAAAUAUAUAUAAAUAUGAAUAUAAAUAUAUAUCUUUUUUUCUUUUUUAAGAAAACAGAAAAACACCAGGUGCUUCCCCUGCUUUUUUUCCUCCCUAAGUUUCGUUUUGUUAAGAUUAUUCAUUUUGUGAGGGUUGGGGUAGUACCUUUAACUUGGGAUGAAGUUUCCACUGCUCUAAACAAGACAAAAACAAACAAAAAAUGAAAAAACCCUUGUAUUUUAAAGCCCACUUUUGUUACAAUAUUUGUGGUCAUCUCCAAAGAGACUGUGUCUUCUGCCUAUGACUGUUGCCUGCAACCUUAGAAAAAGAAAAGGGGGCAAAUGGGACAACCCUGAAGAAACAAAGCACUGCAGAGAGAGAAAGAGAAAAAGGAUAAAAGAACAACUUCUGUUGUCUUUUGUGUAUUUUAAACAAUUCAGAGGACCGUCAACUCCGCAUGGCUGUUACACUUGUAUAUAUUGAGCCUUGAAGGGCCCGUGAUGUAAAACAAUUGUAUUGAUGGUGAUUUAACUUUUUUGUUUUGGGAUUUUUUUAAAAAAAACAUUUACAUUUACAUCCAGUGGUUAGAUAUGCGGGGGUGGGGGGUAGUUUGCUGGCUCGCUCUAUUCAUUUAUAUUAGCUUCAGUGCACAUUUUUUUUUAAAAGGAAAAAACACAAGGUCUUGUUUUUUAACUACCUGCUAGAGAGGCGUAAUAAGGAGGUGCUGGCAUGCUUUAGAGCACCGGAUUGGAUACAGGUUUUUUGUGUUUGUUUUUUAUUUUAUUUUGGGUUUUGUUUUUGUUUUGGUCUUGUUACUAUUACAUAAAUCCAGUCAUGCACUUUUUUCUUACACAAUGUGGGGAUGUGUAAUAAUAUCCAUACCCUUUUUUCCCUUAAAAGUAUUGCCAUACUUCAGUGUCUUAUUAAAAGAGAGCGAGCGAGAGAGAGAAAAAAAUACAAGUGAUUUGGUCAGUAUGGGGCAAGAAUGCCGAACAAAAAGUGUUAAGUGUUAACACAGAGCUGCCAACUUUGCACAAGUUUUCAGUAACCAAAAUAGAAUCAGAUGCUGUUAACUACAGGCCAAGAUUUUGGCAGUCAGUAGAAGAAGAAAACAAUCCUAGGAAACUGGGAGGAAGGAAAGAAUAGACAGAAAUGUUCUUCUCAGGUUCAAAAUAUUAUCUACGCUCACAAAAGAAGACCACAGUUCUUUUGUAAAAGGAAAUGAAAGCUACAUGGUGAGAUGGUGGAGACAUGUCUUCACAUAAGCAAAGAUAGGCUUUCAGGAAAUAAGUAUUUUGGGCUGCAUUCCUAUGCAUUCCUUUCAGGAAGUAAGUCCCGUAGAAUUUAAAGGAAUUUGCUUCUGAGGAGAUAUACAUAGGAUUGCACUGGAAGAUGGUUGCCACAAACUGAUAUCAUUGUCAUCUUGCCUUCAUAAAGUUUUCCAGUUUACCUUCAAAAAAGGCAGCAUGUGCUAUAAUUUCAUUAGAUCCAGCAUUUUUCUCAUUCCAGUCCAUUGGUUUCCACUUGUGGGGUGUUUAAAAAAACUGGAUGUGAUGGUAUCCUAUCACACAUCCCCCCUUACACCCUAUAUAUUACUAUGGAGACAUAUGUCAAAGAUACCAUGGGCAAGAUGAGAACACAGAAGUGAGGUGCUGCGUAUAAUGUUUAUAAAGAAAGCUUCAGGGCUGCAUAUCCCUUCCUGAAACAGGUUUGUGUGUCCUCUCCUGAAGACCAAGCUUCAGUUGCAUAAGGCAGCAAAACCUCUGCAAGAUUGUUCCAUGUGCACCAGGGAGUGCUAUAGAAUGCUUAAGGAAAGCUUUUACUGAAGCCACCAGAAGCCAUUAAUGGCACAGACACUUAAACUUCGGAGAAUAUGUGUUCCUUUCCCUCAAUUGGGUAAUUUGCCCUUUAGAGAAAUCAGAAGCUGGUGGCACUGGUGAUGGUGGGAGGCGGUACUCAGGACAAUUUGUUAUGGUCUUUUGUACUUUCCAGACAUGAUUUGUCAGAGAGGAAUUAAACUCAAGUGAGGAAAGAGCACAUCGGAGAGGAAACCAAUGAUUAAGGAAGGCAGGGAGAAGCUGGUCUCCAAAUCCUUUGUUUUGCUUUGUUUUGUUUCGUUUCUGGUGUUUACACAUCUUGUCUGAGCAUGGCAAACCACACUGGCAGCCUACCUUACCACAGCAUACUGACUGAAUGAUGAUAUUUACUUAAGCUUAGUCUACAGCCAAGAUCAUUAUGGUGUGUGUCAUAUAACAGAUCCUUUUUGAAAAAAAAGGGAUACACAAGGAAUAUUUCCACAUGCUGUGUAUUUCUAGCUCAAAGAGAAUGUUUUUCUUUCCUAGAACAUUUCCCUUGUAACUGCGAAACCAGAAAUGCUGGGUUGUUUUCAGCUUCCAACUUAAGUCUGUUAUGUAAUUUCAGCAACUGUUAAUUGCAUAUCAGCAAACCAGCCUGUUAAUUUUACUAGAGGAAACUAGUCCAGGUAAAUAAAUUCCCUUUCCACCAUGGCCCAAAGCUAUAGUUAGUUAUGGCGAAAACCCAUUGGAACCACUUCUCAUUCUUUUCCAUAGGACUUAGUCCUGACUAGCUGUCGCUUUAGGGACAUUGUGAGCCACAGUAAUUUUUAAAAAUGAACAAAACAGAAACACUAUUUAGUGUAUCUCCAUGUGUGUGUAAAAAAAAUUAAGUCAAAUGCCUUAUUUUAGGCCAUAUUUGUUUCUUUUCAAAUAGUAAACACAAUAUUUACAGAAUUCAUACAGAUGCUUUAAAAUGUUACCAACCAGUGUGUAUAAAAUAUGUUUAUAUCAGAAAUAUGUUUACAUCAAACCUCCACAAUUUUGCUGACUUGAUUAUUUUUCAUUGUGCUUUGUCUUUUUUUUCCCAAAGUCUUAAUUACUUUUUUAUAAAAUUGAAUGAAGAGAUGCUUUGUUUUGUUUUAUGCUGCGUAUGUACCGUAUGCUUGUGAAAGGGAACAUAGAAAAGUAAAGGUGUGUUCUUCCUAACCAUAUGAACCUUUGUAGUGUUAUCUGUACUGCACUGUCUCUUCAAACACCCCCAAGUUAUUAGGAACCAAGUGAGAAGAAAUACUGAAAAGGCAAACAAACAAAUUGCAAAAUGAUAUCUAAGGAACAAAAAAAAAAACACUGUUUUUGAAGUAUGUAUGGUAUAAAUAAAUAUCAUUUUUAAUGAAAAACA